Messenger RNA from Manihot esculenta (cassava), 384 nucleotides. RefSeq lists its product as uncharacterized. Bases 1 to 384 code for a protein of 127 amino acids. Lineage: Eukaryota; Viridiplantae; Streptophyta; Magnoliopsida; Malpighiales; Euphorbiaceae. The record is from RefSeq and is a predicted model, not a curated record. The transcript has a single exon.
AUGCAGGGGUUUAGACAGGCACUUGAGGACAAUAAUCUUGUUCAAAUACCCACUGUUGGCUCUUUCUUCACAUGGGAGAAGGGUAGGGAGUCGAAUAAUAUGGUUAGAGAGAAGCUUGAUAGAGCCCUUGCUACUGAGGACUGGGCUCAUAAAUUCACUAAUAUUGUCUGCUCGGUUGUUCAUUUUCCUAGAUCGGAUCACAAACCGUUGGUGAUUAAUACAGCUCCUAAGGAUAAUAGGGACGAUAGAAGAAGAAUUCAAUUUGAUAAUACAUGGUUAUGUGAUGAGGGUCUGGCCGAGGUCGUUAAAGGAGUUUGGGUUAAUUCUAUACCAUACAACCUUGUGAUGAAACGUGAUGAUUUAGUUUCUGCUCUUUCGUUGUGA